AUGGGGAAGGAAAUCGACUUGAAACGUCCAGGAAAGAAGCUCUUGCAACUGGAGAACGCCAACUACGAUGGACGCUUUGACGAGGAGGGCGAGGACGAGGACGAAGUGGACGAAAGGGACAGCUACAAGCUCAGUCCAGAGGCCUUGGCACAAGUGGAAGCGUUGCGUCAGCAGGAUGAGUCCAGUCACGAAGAAGUGAAGAAGGCCGAGUCGACGGCACUGGUCAAGACGGAGCGGAGUAUGGAAGUCUAUGGCCAAGAGGACGACAAGCUGUUUGCUGACAGUGAGGAAUCGCUGGACUUUGAGCUGACGCCGAUGGACUUGACAGACUUUGGCCAGUUCCAGACGCUCAACAUCAAGCGUGCGGAGGUUCGGGUCCAUGAAAUGACCUUCGAGAAGGGUCUCAAGCCGUCUCGGACGACGUUGAACUCGAUGCUGGGCGUGUACACGAAUGCGCUGCGUCUUCGCUCGGCCGAAGUCUUCAUGGACGAGACGUUCUCCAAGUUCGAGCUCAGGCCCAACAAGUUCACGUACCGUAGUAUGAUGCAGAUGUACGUGCGUGCGAAGCGGACGACCCAAGCGGAGCAGUUGCUGGAGCGUGUGCGCUCAGAGAUCGAGAGCGGAGAUGUGGAGGCGGACGAGGUGACAUUCGGCUUGCUGGUGGACAAUUACGCCAGGAAACGCUUGCUGCGUCGCGCGCUCACGACUCUGGAAGACGCAGACGCGCUGGGGCUGCAGCUGCAGGAGAAGCAUCUGAAGAAGAUCCGCGCUCUGACGGAGAAGUACGGCGUCUUUACGGAUCUCAUUUCGGAGAACCCGAACGCGGUGCUUCUCGCUAGCUCUCGCUACAAACUCAUGGAGAAGCGGAAGGUGCGUGCCCAAGUGUUGGAGUACAACCGCAAGAUCGGGAAGCGCUUUCUUCUUCCGGAAACCGUCUACUAG
This is a messenger RNA of Phytophthora infestans T30-4, 942 nucleotides long. RefSeq lists its product as uncharacterized. The record is from RefSeq and is a predicted model, not a curated record. The transcript has a single exon. NCBI's taxonomy places the organism in Eukaryota, Oomycota, Peronosporomycetes, Peronosporales, Peronosporaceae. Gene Ontology annotation, molecular function: protein binding. Bases 1 to 942 code for a protein of 313 amino acids.